This is a messenger RNA of Hibiscus syriacus, 486 nucleotides long. Its product is annotated as small nuclear ribonucleoprotein SmD1a-like. Gene Ontology annotation, molecular function: RNA binding. Gene Ontology annotation, biological process: spliceosomal snRNP assembly; RNA processing. The coding region runs from base 108 to 452 and encodes 114 amino acids. Gene Ontology annotation, cellular component: U4 snRNP; spliceosomal tri-snRNP complex; U5 snRNP. Lineage: Eukaryota; Viridiplantae; Streptophyta; Magnoliopsida; Malvales; Malvaceae. The transcript has 4 exons. The record is from RefSeq and is a predicted model, not a curated record.
CGAGCCUAAAUCCGAAGUCCAGAGCAAGCCUGGCAGCAAAACAGGUCCUUCUCUCUCCGGCUGCCUUGCUCGCUCGCCUUUUGCUUCAACCCCUACCUCUCCUCAACAUGAAGCUCGUCAGGUUUUUGAUGAAGUUGAACAAUGAAACGGUGUCGAUUGAGCUCAAGAAUGGAACCGUUGUUCACGGUACCAUCACAGGUGUGGAUGUCAGUAUGAACACCCAUCUAAAGACAGUGAAACUCACGUUGAAGGGGAAAAAUCCCGUGACUUUGGAUCACCUUAGUGUGCGGGGUAACAGUAUUCGCUACUAUAUCCUGCCUGACAGCUUAAAUCUCGAAACAUUGUUGGUUGAAGAGACUCCUAGGGUGAAACCUAAGAAGCCAACAGCUGGGAGGCCUUUGGGACGUGGUCGGGGUCGUGGCCGUGGACGUGGACGUGGUCGAGGCCGUUAAAUAUGAUGCCUUGUUUUUUGGGACUGCUGGAUGC